Daphnia pulex (common water flea) is the source of this 3351-nucleotide messenger RNA. Its product is annotated as histone-lysine N-methyltransferase SETDB1-like. The record is from RefSeq and is a predicted model, not a curated record. Bases 171 to 3209 code for a protein of 1012 amino acids. Gene Ontology annotation, molecular function: histone H3K9 methyltransferase activity; protein binding; zinc ion binding. Gene Ontology annotation, biological process: negative regulation of gene expression; heterochromatin organization. Gene Ontology annotation, cellular component: nucleus. The transcript has 12 exons. Lineage: Eukaryota; Metazoa; Arthropoda; Branchiopoda; Diplostraca; Daphniidae.
CUUUUUUCCUUCGAUUUGAAUUUGAGAAAUUUUAUGGUUGUGUCGUUAUAGCAUCGUUAGCAUGAUAUGAAAAAGAGAUCCUUUAAAUCGGUAGUUUAAUCUUUUAUUCCGGCGGUUGACACGUGAUUUUCGGUGUCCUGCUCCUUUAUUCAUUUGAAGAAUCCCUAGAAAUGAACACCGAGAGCGAAAAGGAAAUUCGUUGUAAAACGGAGUCGGUAUUAAAAGUUUGCACCGUCUGCAAGAUCAAAGGGGAUAAACUUCAGGUGGCACCAUAUUUUGUAUGUGCAUUUUUUAGUUUAGAAACUGACAGAGUAAGUAGGGUUUGCAGUAAGUGCUAUGGUGAGGCUGAGAAUCAUCAAAGUGUUCUAGUGAAUAUGCUGGCUGAUCAUAAAAGUGUUUUCACUGGACCCAAAAAACCAAAGAAUCAAGUUGAGAUAGUUGAUCUUGAUGAUGAUGAUGAUGUUGAAUUCCUUGAAGAACACGAGAAGUCCCAAGAAGAAAUUGUGGAAAUUGAGGAAGAUGUUGAUGAUGUUGUAAAAUAUGUAAUGGACAAAUAUUGCUUCGGGGAACAACUUAAUGCAGCAUCAUUGCAUCUACAUGAAAAAUGUAAAUCAGUUGAAGAAGAAUUGACAAAACUUGAUGUAUCCCAUACUGAAAUCACAAAACAUCUCAGUGCUUUAAAAAAAGAGUUAUUUGAUCCAUAUGAGCCCAUACUCUGCCACGUGGACUCUGUUGAUAUUGAUGAAGAAGGCAAAGUGUCAAAUCACAGUACAACUUUGAUCUCGUCAUCUCAACCUGUUUAUAGCUGUGUCAACAAAAUUAAUGAAUUGCCACCAGUUGGAGAGUUUAUUCGCAAGCCUCUUCAGCUCAAUCAACCUGUAUAUGCAAUGAAAGAUUCUCUUUUAAAACCUUGGGUCAAGGGAUUUGUUUUAAAGAUCAAAGAUAACUCAGAAAUGCCUUUCGAAGUCUGUUUUGAAAAUACUGCUGAUAAACAACCACGUAAAUUCCCUUUAAAAUACUUGGCGUAUGCUGAGCCAAGUCCUGUGCAGUUCGUUGUGGGAGCUCGUGUGAUCGCCCAGUAUGUCGGAGACGAUAAUGAAUUGCUGGAUCCUUUAUCGUAUUACGCUGGAAUAGUCGCUGAAGAAGCCAAGUUUUUAAAUCAGGAAAGAUACCUUGUGUUUUUCGACCAAGGCUACGUCCAGUACUGCAAGCAUGAGCAGAUCAUGAUGGUGUGUCGUACCUCAAAAGAUGUUUGGCACGACGUCUAUUCGAAAUCUCGCUAUUUCGUGUCCAGUUAUUUGAACUCAUACCCAGAACGUGCUAUGGUCAAAUUACAACGGGGGCAGAGUAUUAAAACCGAAUUGAAUGGGUUUUGGUUCAAUGGGCGAGUAGAUGCAGUUGAUGCCUCCAUGGCCAGGAUCUGUUUUGCAUCUGAAAAGCGUUUUGAGUGGAUAUAUCGUGGUUCAACUCGCUUUCGUCACCUCUAUGAUUUAUUGGCAAAUGCAGAGGCCAGAAAGAAACAAGGAAACAGAAGACCCACUAGACCAAUUCAUAACAUGUCCCUCGUUCAUAAGAAGAAAAACGCCCCUUACGUUGAGUAUACCGGUGGAAAUGUCGAUGUCUCUCCUCCCGCUCCACCUAGUCCUUCUUUAUUAACAUCUCAAUCUAGUCAGAAUGGAAUCCGAGCUGUCGCAAAAAAGAGCACUUCCAAAGUUUUCAAAUCACCCGCCGCACUCCCAACGUCGCGACGUAAGGCAGAUUCCAGUGAAAUAGACGACUUGAAUGAUCAAGUUAAACGGCAAUUGAAUGUGUCGUUUCAACAAGUCUAUUUCGAGCCUCAUCAAUGUGGAAGUGAAUGUUUGAAAGAAUUUCCUUACACGGAAGGAGACUUCAAAAAUGUCAAUCCUCUCUCAAUUCCAUUACGAUGUGGCUGGUCUAGGGAAUUCGCAGCGCAACGGAAGACUGCGCGCACUGUGAUUGUCAUUUACCGCGCGCCCUGUGGACGCCGAAUGCGUAAUAUGGAUGAAUUGCAUCGCUACCUGCGCAUAACGAAAUCCGAACUUGGUGUAGACCUCUUUUGCUUCGACAGUCGCGUCAAUUGUUUCCGAGAGUUUGAACCGGAAAUUGUCUACAGCCGAAUUGAAGAUAUUAGCUAUGGGAAGGAAAACGUCCGCGUUUCGUGUGUCAAUUCAAUUGAUCGAAGAUAUCCUGAGCAUGUUCAUUAUUGCACAGAGCGUCUUCCUCGUGAAGGAGUAAAUAUCAAUUUGGAUUCGAACUUCCUUGUGUGUUGCGAUUGUACAGAUGAUUGCCAAGAUAAGGAAAAAUGCCGGUGUUGGCAACUAACCAUCACAUCAACAGCAAGAGGUCCUGGUGGGAAAAUCAUUCAAAAUGCUGGGUACGAACACCGUCGUUUGCCAUCUAAUUUAACGACAGGAAUCUAUGAAUGUAACUCACGUUGCGCAUGUCGUAAAACGUGCGUCAACAGAGUGGCGCAACGACCCUUACAAUUGCGUUUGCAGUUGUUCCGUACUGAGAAGUGUGGAUGGGGUAUCCGCUGCUUGGAUGAUAUUCCAAAGGGCCAAUUUAUCUCCGUCUAUGUGGGAGAACUUCUAACUGAUCAUGAUGCCAACAAGUUCGGAAAGGAGUUUGGUGACGAGUAUUUGGCCGACUUAAACUUUAUUGAACUAACAGAAGGUUUAAAAGAAGGAUACGAAAGUGAAAGCUACCAAAGUGAUGUGUCUAGUCUUGAAUCUCAAUCUAGUAGCGAUGAUGACUGGGGUGAACCUUCCGAUUCUUCUGGAUCGAAAAUUUCGCGUUCAAGAAAAGAAGCAAAAAAAACGCGGACUGAGAAAACUACAAACAAAUCACGGUCUCGUAAAGCAGUCAAACCGAUCGACAUGGAUGAUGGCCAAAUGAAUGGAACACGAGAUUUAUACGGCCCCAAUGAAAACAGUUUUGUUAUUGAUGCAAGGAACAUUGGUAACAUAGGAAGAUAUUUCAAUCACUCCUGUGAACCGAACAUUUUUGGACUAAAUAUUUUCAUUGAUACUCAUGAUUUGCGUUUUCCAUGGAUGGCAUUAUUCACCAAUCAAUUUGUUCGUGCUGGAACUGAGUUGACGUGGGAUUACGGUUACGAAGUUAACAGCGUACCCGGCAGAAGGCUAGACUGCUUUUGCGGGUCGAAAAAAUGCAGGCUCAGACUGCUUUGAAUACCAAUCAUUAGUUUUAUCAUUUCCUGUGUCAUCUGAAUGUGUUUUUUUUAAUCAACCCGUUUAUUUAGCUUUACAGAUAAUAUCAUAAAUGACGGAUAUAUUUCUUGCCAAUAAAGAACGCUCAGCACUUUACAAGUCA